Messenger RNA from Polychytrium aggregatum, 735 nucleotides. RefSeq lists its product as uncharacterized. Lineage: Eukaryota; Fungi; Chytridiomycota; Chytridiomycetes; Polychytriales. The record is from RefSeq and is a predicted model, not a curated record. The annotation marks the transcript as partial. The transcript has a single exon.
CCCUCCCCUGGCAAUCCUCUGCGUCCUGGCCCACCGUCUUACCCGAUUGUCUUGCUUACUGCCGUGCCCGUUGCCUGGCUGCAGUCCACCAAGCUCGAGCGGAGUCAGACCGAGGUCAAGGAGGAGGGCCAGAUACACUCGGGAUCAAGCGAGCCUGCCGAGUACCUGCACAUACCGUCGAUGCAUCCCAGCAUACAGUCGAUGCAGCCCGGACAGAGCCUGCAGUCGAUGCAGGCGCUCCAGUCGAUGCAUCCCAUGCAAUCGCUCUCUGUGCAGGCCAUCCUCCAGCAACAGCAACAACAGCAGCAACAACAACAGCGCCACGAGCAUAUGCAACAGCUGCACCAGCAAUCCCCGGAUAUCAAGGUUCACCACGGCCAGCAGCCCCAGGAUCCAUCGCAGCCGUCGGGCCCGCCCCAGUACAACUACAGCUGAGCGCAACAACCCGCCGUGCGGACCCAGCAAUCCCGAUCCCCCGCCUGCCCGUCGUCCCUCUCUAGUUUUGGUUUCCAAACAAACGGAGCUCGCAGCCCAUAUGCCUCUCCUUCCCUCUCUUCCCCUCUCCCUUUCUUUUUCUGCUCUUGCCGGCCAUGUUCGGCGCGAAGCACACCCGCACGGGCGAAUACAUUCCCCUCAUGCCAUGCGGUGCAUUCAGAGACCCUGGCGAACAACCCCUCCCCAGCACAGGACGGCGCUCGGCGAGACCGCUCCGCCCCACCCCCCCCCAUUAUCAAC